ACUACAAUGGAAAGAAAGCGGAAAAGCUAUCUCCUCAGAAAAUCCGAUACCUGUGAGCAACCGAAACCGAAACCCCGCACUAAUGGAGAAGCUGUCUGCUCGUGCAACAAAGUUUCUGCUAAGUCCUAUGACCUUCAAACCCAAACUGUGACUUUUGAAGACGAGUUUAACCCCAGAAAGGACCAACAGGGCGUCUUCAUUUGUCCCUCUGGUUUGAAGUAUCAAGAAGAUCCUCAUAAGGGACCAGACAAGUAUGUAAACAAGAACUUCUCCGACAUGGACCAGGAUCUAGAGUUUUACCCGGUCGACGACCAUCCCUCCCCCUCCACUUUCGCAGCUUGGGAUGCCUUCCUGGCGGGCAAUCAGGCCUUCUUCAGGGAACCCCCCUGUCUCCUCCCUGAUCCUGCUUUUUCUUACAUGGACGUCAUACCCGAAGAGGACGACUUGGAGGCUUUAUUAGAGUCAGACACAGACGAUACUGGGAGUUCGGUGUCCACAGUCAUAGAUCGGUUUUCCAGGACCAGCACGGCCAAUUCCAGUUUCUCCGAGAGGUGCAAAGGCACUGCUGAUGUCACCUUUGACUUGCAGAAAGUUUUGUCGCCUUUCGAAAGGCUUGAAAAAGAACUGGAUGCAGAAGAGCUAAAAGAUGACAUCAUUUCUCUUGGUACGAAGGAAAUUCAAAGAGGUCCUAUUGUAGUCAUUACAAAUAGCAGUAGCUGUGAAGAUGUUCACAGUGCAGGGGAAGAUGAACUCAGGGAAGAAGAGACUAAGAAAAACGUCGAAUUAGCAAACAGUGCGGAUGCUAGCCCAAGUGUUUCAGAACUUAAAUCAGAAGCGCCUGAAAAGGAAAUUAAUAAUGAUAUUUCCGACUGUGCAGAAAAUUAUGAUUCGGAAAAAAGUAGAUCGGCCAAAAAAGAGGCGCCAUUAGCGCCUUCAAGGACUAGAACUACCAAUUCGGUGAAAAAUUCCAAGAAGGAUUCAUCAAAGAAAAACCAAGCAGACAAUCAAACUUCAAAUUCAUCUCCUUCAUCAGCAAAAAAAAAGAAAUCAUAUCCAACACCGAACGUACCACCAAGAAUGAGUAAACAUCUUCCUGCCAGGAGAACCAGAAGUGAUCCUGGUUCGAACGAUCAACCAUCUCGAAUUCCGAGGCCGAUUUCGAACAGCAGCCGCCCCCCUCCUACAACAACAAGUACAAAAGCAGUUCCCAAAACUAUUCGCAGUCCAAAAUUGAACAGUACGAAGCAAAGAAAAAAUUUAGGCAAGGCAACUCAAAGUAGUACCUCAACAAAAAAGUUAUUAGACAGUGAAGAGUCCAGCAACAAUAACAACAGCGAAGAUCAGCAUGUGGUUAAAAAUAUUGAGGAAGAACAUUCUGUAGCUUCUUCAGCUACUAUAAUUGAAGAGUUGUCAACAAAGAGUGAAGAAAUGGCACCAACAAAACUAGAAUUUGAGGACAACUUCGUUCCAGAAAUUAAUUCUUUUGAAGCGUCAGGUGCAGUUGAGGAUUCCUUUAAUAAUUCUACAACGACCAUAAUCAUUGAUGGCAGUACCAGCACCAAGGAACAAAAUGAAGAGAGGGAUGGAGCGACAAAUUGCGUUCAGAUCAUAGGAAUUUCUACUAGUGAUACGAAUCCUUUCCGAGCGACAGAAAAGAAUCCUUUUAAAAAUGAAAUGGACACAAAUAAUCCAUUUGUAGCUGGAGUGAAUCCAUUUAAUGAAGACAGUGAACACAGUCCGGUAUUGCAGCCAAAGGGACAAAUCACUGCUUCUCUCAUUCCACCUCCCAUUCCAGAAAGAUUAUCUCUAAAAUUAUCAGGAUCAUGUCUGAAAGAAAAGAAAGACAGUGAUUCCGAAAUCCAAGUCAAUCAAAUCGUUCUCAACGUCACCUUGCCAUCAGUACAAGAAAAUUGUGAAGAAUUUUCGAACAUAGAAAUGAAGCAAGAAACUAGCAACAAAGAUAGCGAUGACCCUAAGCUGAAUCGAGAUGAGGAUUCUUUUAUACAGCAAGAAAAUCUGAAUCUCUCAAAUUUGCCAGAAGAAAAAGAAGCUGUUGAACUGUGGCUCGAUAAAUCUCUUGAAUCGGCCUCUGGUCCCGACACCGCAAUCAUUAACAAGCUGGAUUCCUCAUCGGAAUCUAGGCUGGAUAUACUGAUUAACAAUCCUGAUGUGUCACUUUUGUCCGAUCCACCAAAAAUACCAUCUUCACUACCAGUGGAUGAAGAAAUACCAAAACAGCAGCAGAGACCCAUCGAGGAUAUUCUUCAAGCCCUCGACCAGUUGGUGCUCUCGACUCCCAGAGAAGUGGAGAUCAGCAUCGAUUGGGAGGCUCGGGGGCCUGUAAACAUUCGAGAGAAGUUGGUUGUCCCCUCCACUACUUCCAUAAAUGGAAGUGAAAACUGCGAGAUGGACGAUCUCCCUGAAGACCGAAAACGGGACAUAGAAACUCUCCUGAAGGAAGUGGAUGAAUGCUUGAGAAUGCACCAAGGUAAGAAACUCUUUUUAACUUCUGUAACUAAUGUCACCUGGUUCACCACCAGACUACGGUUUGUACUAUUUUGAUUAAUUUUUGCGGAUAUUAUUCAUGAACACAUACUUUUAAAUUGUUCUCAAAGUUCUGAUCUGAUCAAAUCUAACUAAUUAAUAUUUUACAGUUUGCAAAUAUUUUUUUUUUUUUUGUGAAAAUAACGUAAAAUAUUCUCUCCAAAUAAGAGUAAAAUGCUAAAUUUUUUUCAUUG
Molecule: messenger RNA, 2738 nt
Organism: Uloborus diversus
Lineage: Eukaryota; Metazoa; Arthropoda; Arachnida; Araneae; Uloboridae
Product: titin-like
Exons: 5
Source: RefSeq, a predicted model, not a curated record